UUGACCACACGACAGCUCACAGCAGUGACGUCUCUGUCUCCACACAGGGCGGGAUAUCCGCAGUAGUAAGCUAGUUAAUAACAUGGCGAAGACUUACGAUUACUUGUUUAAACUACUUUUAAUCGGCGAUUCAGGCGUCGGAAAGACCUGUGUGCUAUUCAGAUUUUCAGAAGAUGCCUUCAACUCAACGUUUAUCUCUACUAUAGGUAUUGACUUCAAGAUCAGAACAAUAGAAUUAGAUGGGAAGAAGAUCAAGCUACAGAUAUGGGAUACAGCAGGACAGGAGAGGUUCAGGACCAUCACAACAGCCUACUAUAGAGGAGCCAUGGGAAUCAUGUUAGUGUAUGACAUUACCAACGAGAAGUCCUUUGACAACAUCAAGAACUGGAUACGGAAUAUAGAAGAGCAUGCCUCAGCAGAUGUGGAGAGGAUGGUCCUGGGGAACAAAUGUGAUGUCAAUGACAAGCGACAGGUGUCCAAAGAAAGAGGAGAGAAGCUAGCGCUGGAGUACGGUAUCAAGUUUAUGGAGACCAGUGCAAAGGCGAAUAUCAAUGUCGAGAAUGCCUUCUUAACCCUCGCCAGAGACAUCAAAGCAAAAAUGGACAAGAAGCUGGAGGGUAACAACCCGCAGGGCAGCAGUCAGGGAGUAAAGAUUACAGAACAGCCCAAGAAGAGCAGUUUCUUCCGCUGCACGCUCCUGUGAGGAGACGGGAGUGUCGGCAUCCACCAUCGCCUUAACUGUGUCCCCCCACUGGACAGAACUGGACAGAGCACACUCUGAUCCCUCUCUUUUAUCCUCCUCUACUUGUCUUCCUCCUUGUCUUUCUGGUUUGUCCUGUGCUUAUCUACUAGGAACAACAAAAGUUUAUCGCUACCUUGGUUUACCAGUCUACUGUUGCCUCUGUUACAUCCUAAAUCUCAUACCUUUUUUUUUUUUUUAACAAUUGGUCCCUAGAUCUAUGGUUUCAACUUUGUUCCUUACAUUUUUAUUGACUUUUAAAGACUGCCUCUUUGUGAAACACUAAGAGUGGUCAAACUGCUGUUUGUAAGUAAUUGUUUCUUGCCUUAGGGUUAUUGUCUUACAAUAAUGUCUGAUA
Xiphias gladius (swordfish) is the source of this 1097-nucleotide messenger RNA. Its product is annotated as ras-related protein Rab-8A. Gene Ontology annotation, cellular component: plasma membrane; endosome; dendritic spine. Gene Ontology annotation, biological process: regulation of exocytosis; Golgi vesicle fusion to target membrane; cellular response to insulin stimulus. The record is from RefSeq and is a predicted model, not a curated record. Gene Ontology annotation, molecular function: GTP binding; GTPase activity. The transcript has 8 exons. The coding region runs from base 83 to 703 and encodes 206 amino acids. Lineage: Eukaryota; Metazoa; Chordata; Actinopteri; Istiophoriformes; Xiphiidae.